CCUGCCUGCAAUCCCAUUGUCAGUUUGCCUUUGCUGGUGUAGGGAAAACCUGUCUGUGAGAUCCUGUGUCAUCUCUCUGCAUGUGGACAGGAAAAGUCACUGCUGCUCUGGACUCCUAGACUCUUCCUCUGUUCAUUCAGCUCCCACACAGCGACUGAAGCACACAUUCCAGGAUUAGUUUCUUCAACCGGUCGGAGGCAGCAGCAGCGCUCCAUAGGAAACGAAUGUCUCUUUAAGCUCAUCCACUGCAGCUCCUGUUCGUUUCUUCCUCUCCAUACAACAGUUGUGCCUCAGUAUUGCCCAGUGCCUGCUUCAUUAUUUCUCCAGAAAGCUCUGGAGUUACCUGUUUUUUUUUUGUUUUUUGUUUUUUUUCCCCAUCCCUUGUGCUUGUUCCACAAGACCAGAUGAUCAUGAUGAUGUCCACAUUGCCUGUUUGUUUUCAAUGAAAAAUCUAAACUAAGUCACCUGUUACCUCCAGUCCACUGCUCACUAAGAGACUUUACAGACUGCAGCAGGAAGAGAGCAGGCACUCUGCUGCCCAGGGAACCCCAGGAUCUGUUUGCUCCACAGCAUGGGCUCUUUUACUGGGAUAGCAUUGCUUUUCUUGGGAGUAUCAAUAGCAACCAAGGGGAUCUGUCACAAUGUCAAAAAUAACGUGCCAAGGCUCAAAUUAUCAUACAAAGAAAUGGUGGAUACCAACAAUUUAAUGACAUUCAACGGCUUGACCAACAGUUCAAGUUACCAUACGUUUGUAUUAGAUGAGGAGCGGGGAAGACUAUACGUUGGAGCUAAGGAUCACAUAUUUUCAUUUAACUUGGCUAACAUCAAAGAAUUUCAAAAGAUUGUCUGGCCUGUAACUAACACCCGGAGGGACGAGUGCAAGUGGGCUGGAAAAGAUAUUGUGAAGGAAUGUGCCAAUUUCAUCAAAGUUCUGAAAGCCUACAAUCACACUCACUUGUACGCUUGUGGUACUGGAGCAUUUCAUCCUGUCUGUACCUAUAUUGAUAUUGGCCAGUACCCAGAGCAGGAUAACAUAUUUAAACUUGAGGACAACCAUUUUGAGAAUGGCAGAGGGAAGAGUCCAUACGAUCCCAAGCUGUUAACUGCCUCCAUCCUUAUAGAUGGGGAGCUGUAUUCUGGAACUGCAGCAGAUUUUAUGGGAAGAGAUUUUGCCAUUUUCCGCACGCUUGGAAAUCAUCAUCCAAUUAGGACAGAACAGCAUGACUCCAGAUGGUUAAAUGAUCCAAGAUUUAUUGGUGCAUAUCUUGUACCAGAAAGCGACAAUCCAGAGGAUGAUAAAGUUUAUUUUUUCUUUCGUGAAAAUGCAAUAGAUGGAGAACACCCUGGAAAAGCCACACAUGCACGAAUAGGACAACUCUGUAAGAAUGACUUUGGUGGACACAGAAGUCUUGUUAACAAAUGGACUACAUUCUUGAAAGCGCGACUGAUUUGUUCUGUGCCUGGUCCUAAUGGGAUAGACACACAUUUUGAUGAAUUACAAGAUGUAUAUUUAAUGAACUCAAAAGAUCCAAAGAAUCCAGUAAUCUAUGCUGUAUUCACAACUUCAAGUAAUGUAUUCAAAGGGUCAGCUGUAUGUAUGUACAGUUUGUCGGAUAUUCGAAGAGUUUUCUUGGGUCCUUAUGCUCAUAGAGAUGGGCCAAGUUAUCAAUGGGUACCGUAUCAAGGAAGAGUUCCUUACCCUCGACCAGGAACUUGUCCAAGUAAAACAUUUGGCGGGUUUGAUUCCACGAAGGAUCUUCCAGACGAAGUUAUAAUGUUUGCCAGAAGUCACCCUGCAAUGUAUCACCCAGUUUUUCCUAUCAACAACAGACCAAUAAUAAUUAAGACUGAAGUGGAUUAUCAGUUUUCUCAAAUAGUAGUUGAUCGAGUAGAAGCAGAAGACGGCCAGUAUGAUGUCAUGUUUAUUGGAACAGAUAUGGGAACCAUUUUGAAAGUAGUUUCUGUUCCAAAGGAGACGUGGCAUGAUUUAGAGGAAGUCCUGCUUGAAGAAAUGACUGUAUUUAAGGAGCCAACGACUAUUUCUGCCAUGGAGAUUUCCACAAAGCAACAACAAUUGUACAUUGGCUCCUCUGUAGGAGUUUCCCAGCUGCCAUUGCACCGCUGUGAUGUUUAUGGAAAAGCAUGUGCUGAAUGUUGUCUUGCCAGAGAUCCCUACUGUGCCUGGGAUGGAUCUUCAUGCUCUCGUUACUUUCCUACUGCUAAAAGGCGUACAAGGCGUCAGGAUAUCCGGAAUGGGGAUCCUCUAACUCACUGCUCAGAUCUCCAGCAUAAUGAUGAUCCACACAGACAGAAUCUGGAAGAAAAGAUAAUCUAUGGAGUUGAGAACAGUAGCACAUUCCUGGAAUGCAGCCCUAAAUCACAGCGUGCCCUGGUCUUCUGGCAGUUCCAGAAACAGAAUGAAGAGAAGAAGGAAGAGAUAAAAGUGGACGAUCGUUCCAUAAAGACAGAACAUGGUCUUCUGCUUCGUGUCCUCAAGAAAAAAGAUUCUGGAGUCUAUUAUUGCAAUGCAGUAGAACAUGGUUUUGUACAAACCUUGCUUAAAGUAACUCUGGAAAUCAUUGAUACGGAACAACUAGAUGAGCUUCUUCAUAAAGAUGAUGAUGGAGAUAACCAUAAGCACAAAGAACCAUCAAAUAGUAUGUCGCCAACUCAGAAAAUUUGGUAUAGAGAUUUUAUGCAGUUAAUUAACCACCCAAAUCUCAACACAAUGGAUGAGUUCUGUGAGCAAGUAUGGAAGAGAGAUCGCAAGCAACGUCGCCAAAAAAAUGCUAAUGCCCAAGCCAAUCCUAACAAAUGGAAGCACCUACAGGAAAAUAAGAAAGGCAGAAACAGGAGGACCCAUGAAUUUGAAAGGGCACCAAGAAGUGUCUGAUUUGCAUUACCUCUUCAAACUUCAUCCGAGUAGGAUUUGUAUAGACAUUUAACUGGAAAAAUGCAAUAUUCAUGAAGUUUUUCAUGGCAUUAUUUGGAUGUUUACAAAGUGGAAAGCUCACCCAAUUUUCCGCCAAGUCUAAAUAAAAUACAUUAGUAACUUUCCAAAUAGACUUAGACUACAUAGUCAACAUUUAAGAUUUUAAAGACAAUGUGACUAAAGUUAUUUUUCCCAUUUUUGAAGCAAUUGUCAUUAGAUUGUUGUUUUUCAUACUUCCUUCCCUUCCCAAGAAGAAACUAUUCAUUUAAGACCCAGCCAUUGAAAUGAGAAAGGCCUUUUUGUCAGUAAUUCUAACCAUCCGGAACUAGACACAAUGUUGUAUAUUCUUUUUCUGAUGACAACACCAUAACUUAAGAUCGGAUCCAUGAUUUUUAUUUUCUUUCUAACUUCCGUGUGCUUUUUGUUUUUUUCAUUCAAGUUUAGGACUGUUCAUGGGAAUAUACAAAAUGCAGUCCAUUAACUGCACCAAUAAAUUGUUCACUAUCCGAUAAGCAAGUGGAGUUACUGAUCUACUACUGAUGUCUCCUUCCAGCUUGAUCUGAAUUUUUAUUUGCUUACCUCUAAUUUAAAUGUAUCAUAGUAAAUUUGCAGUUAAUGAUAGUUUCUUUUUUUUUUUUUACAACUAUAGCAUAGACAUUGUUUUGAAGGUAUUUUUCUUUGUAAUUAUUAUGUUUAAUUUUUCUUCUUCUGUUUGAAAAUUAUUGCACCACGUAACACAGUGAAUACACAGUGAAAAUGUAUAAUUUGUUAUUUAUCUAUGGGGAUAAUAUGAAAUAACAUCUGUAAUAAAGUAUAACAUUCCCUAACUGAAAAACAUAUUUCAUUCUAUUAUGUUUGGACAUAUUCUGAAUAAAGUGAAAAUGUUUUGGAUCCAAUGAGUAAUGGGCAAACCAUUUAUAUAUGUCAAUCUAAGGCACAAGAAACCUUUUACCACUUAUACUGUGUUAACACACACACACACACACACUUUUUAAGAUCUUUUUCUAAGACCCUAAAUCUCAUAUUUCUAGAUUCUGUUUAAUUUAUUAAGGGUUUAUGGUAUAUGGUCAAAAUGUCCUCAGAUAUAGUCAGAAAGUGAUCUACAAAUCUGCAAGAAAAGGUAAUCGAUUGAUGAAAAAAGUGGGUGGAAAGUGUUAAUUAAGCGUUGACAAUUCCCUGUACAUCCACAAUGCAAAUAUAUGUUUUAUUUUAAAAUGAGACAAUAUGCAUAAGUUCUUAAAUAUGAGAUGUACAUCUCGGCAGAAGCUCCUAUACACCGACAUUUGCACAGUGUAUUUUAAACGUCGUACUAAUUUUCCACAGCAAAAAUUACGGAGCUCAUAUUUGGGUAUUUACAUUUUUACUAUUCACAAACUAAGGCAGGGGAAAAGUAUUUUUUAGACUAUUUCAAAAGCAAAAUAAAUAAAUAUAUAAAUAUAUAUAUUUUCAAAGACCCCUUAUGCCUCAAUAAUUAUACUUAUUUUUGUUUGAUUUUGCCUGCACUAAUUUUAUUGCAUGUAGAUUUAUAUUCAAGCUGUACAAAAUGACUGAACAAUUAAUGAGGGUUCACUUUUCCCUCUUAAUAAAUAGAAUCUGAUUUGAAAAUAUAACAUUUACUUAAGUGUGGUGUGCAGUUAGCAGAAACUUCUAGAUUAAAUAUUUAAAAUGUUUUGUAUGAUUUUGUCAUAUAUAUUUUAGUCACUUUGAUUUCUGUUACUUUUUUCUUACUCAUAUGUACUAAGUUCAUGAAUUUGUAGUAGUUUGCGUUCGUGUAUUGCUUACUUGAUCAUUUUCUAAUACCACUUAUUAAGCUAUUAUUUUUAACAUAGCUCAGACUGCUUGUUUUAGUAGGAUGUUUGAUAGCUCUAAUUAGUAUUUCUGCUUUAAUAAAUCCCAAAAUUGCACAUCACACCUGUCAAACAUGCUCCACAGAUCAGCAUCCCUAAGCCAUGCAUUUUGGAGAAUGUGAUCAUACUAAUAGGCCAGAUAAUAUCCCUGAAAUCAAUCCUACCUCUGUGUGCUAACGGAAAAAAAUUCUACAGAAAUAAUCUGUUUAAACUAAAAACAAAACAAAAAAAUAAUAAAAUAACUAAAGUAUCAUUUUUACAUUGUCUUAUAUUUUUAGGAAAACGACGUAUUAACUUUCAAGUACAUUACAUAAAUUACUUAGUUCCGAAAAUGCGAACACAAAGGGUUUUAUUUAAUUUAAUGUAGGCCAAGUGAACACGAGGAAUAGCCAUAAAUGUAUAGUUAGCUUUGGUGUCCAGUACUCAAAUUCAUAAAGUACCGCAGCCCUCAACAAUUCAAUAUAGGAAACUGUAGACAAGCAGCACGAGACACCUUUCAUAUAUUGCAAAUUUCUUUCAUGUACAAUCAUACAUGAUUUAUAUUAACUAGGUCAAAAUAUUGUAUGUUGUGGUAUCCCUUCCCAAAUUAAAGAAGUUUGCAAUAUAUAUGCAAUAUGUAUUUCGUCACCUUUUCACAGUAUACUAGUUCUUUAAAAAAAAUAUCACUUUUAUUAUACAACAAAAAAAGGCCAAGCUAAUGUGAUAUCUUUGCUUCUGAGCUCAGUUUGAGACAACCUGUUGAUAACUGAGUUCUCAUUAUUAAAGUCC
This is a messenger RNA of Pelobates fuscus (common spadefoot toad), 5547 nucleotides long. RefSeq names its product semaphorin 3A (gene SEMA3A). Gene Ontology annotation, molecular function: neuropilin binding; chemorepellent activity; semaphorin receptor binding. Gene Ontology annotation, biological process: positive regulation of neuron migration; neural crest cell migration; motor neuron axon guidance. Bases 572 to 2893 code for a protein of 773 amino acids. The transcript has 17 exons. The record is from RefSeq and is a predicted model, not a curated record. Gene Ontology annotation, cellular component: plasma membrane; axon; glutamatergic synapse. NCBI's taxonomy places the organism in Eukaryota, Metazoa, Chordata, Amphibia, Anura, Pelobatidae.